AUGGCAGACAAUAAGAAGUCCGAGAAGCCAGAAAGCGGCAGCGAGACCACCACACACAGGAUCGGAGAGACUCCGCAACGACCGUCCCUCGAAGACAGGGCAUCAUCCGACUUUCUCGGCGAAGAAAGAUCUCGGAUCUCAAUUUUCAACUCCGACUCGGACGAGAGGACGGCCGCUUCGCCAGAUCCUGACGACAAAAACCACUCCUCGUCCUAUUCUGAGGAAGACGACGAUGAUGGGGACGGCAUUCUCCCGGCAUCGCUGACCGAAGCCUGGGAAGAAAAGGCCCAACUCUCAAGACAGUAUGCCGCGGAAGAUGCAGCUGCCGAGUGCAAAGAAUUACAGUGUAAGGAGCUAGUGACAGAUGGAACCCCCCAGCAGAGGAGCAGGGCCUCUUCUGCAACCUCCCGCUGCUCUCACUGCGGCCACCACCGCCGCGGAUCCAUCAGGUCCUCAGUCACACCAGGCCACGGUCCACAAUCGCCUACAGAAUCUCAGCGCAACUUCUAUCAACAACGCCCAGCCUCUCUGUCCCUGUUCCCGCGCACGAGUCCAGUCUCGCCUUCGGGCACCCAGCGCGCCUUCCCCCUAUCUGUUAAAAAAGUUCCCUCUCGAACCGUGUCAGAUGUGCAAACGUUCCACAGCGCAGUGGAAAAAGGCGCAUUCUCGGAGCCACAUUCCGAGACCGCGUCCAUCAUAUCAUCCAUUUUCGCCACGCCAUUGCGGCAUCUCGCGAGCAACCCGUCGCUCAAAGGCUCUUUGUCCACAGGAGCACCGCCAAACACAGAACAGCGUAUCACUCCUGUCACGGAGCAGAGACACCCGGGGAAGGCCGGCGUGCGAAUCAGCCGCUUUACGAGGCCGUUUGAACCAGACAUUGAUGAGGAGGAUGACGGCUCGGAUUACCGGCGGCAGGUACUGCACCUAGAGAAGCAAAGGACAGAGAAACGAGAUUCCGAGUUGGCUCAAACGGCAGAUGAGAAAGUAGAAUGGAUAGAGGGUUGGCCGCUCGCGUUCCUCCUGCUAGGCAUCUGUCUUGUGGUCUUCUUGAUAUCAGUUGACCGGACUAUUCUUACGACUGCCAUUCCCUAUAUCACAUCCGAAUUCCAGUCAACGGCGGAUAUUGGCUGGUAUGGCUCAGCUUAUCUGCUCACAGCCUGCGCUUUCCAACCCGUCUUUGGCAGAGUCUUUAUGCUCUUCUCUGUCAAGUGGUCGUACAUGUUGGCCAUGUUCAUGUUCCUCGUUGGAUCGCUCAUCUGCGGCAUUGCCCCAAAUUCAGUCACACUCAUUGUAGGCCGCGCCGUAGCUGGAUUUGGAAGCGCUGGCAUUCUGACUGGCAGCUUCGUCGUUGUGGCGACAGCGGUACCCUUGCGGCUGCGUCCAAUCUAUACCGCUAUCGUCGGUCUAAUGUUUGGCUUCGGAGCCACGGUCGGUCCUCUACUUGGAGGUGUCUUUACAGAUUUAGUCACAUGGCGAUGGUGUUUUUACAUGAAUCUUCCAAUUGGAGCUGUCACCAUCGCAGUUUUUCUGUUGUUCUUCCACCCUAAGCGGCAAUCGCGCCACGAGCAGAGCUUCUUCGACAGGUUCCUAGAUCUCGACCUUGUUGGCAAUAUAUUUCUGCUAGGCGCCUGCGUCAUGCUAUUCCUGGCGCUCGAGUUCACCACGCAGGGCGAGGCUUGGUCGAGCGCCAGGGUCAUCGGGCUCCUUUCCGGUGCCGGCGCGACGGCAGCGGUUUUCGCAGCGUGGCAGUGGUGGAAGCAGGAUGGUGCCUUGAUACCGCCGGCCAUCAUAAAGCAGAGAACAGUAGCCGCAUCAUGCGUCGCCGCGUUCACCACGUACGGGGCGUUGCUGAUACACUCCUACUUCCUGCCAAUUUGGUUUCAGGCCAUCAAAGGUGAGACCGCCAUCUCGUCGGGUAUAGACAUGAUCCCGUACGUUGCCACGAACGCGUUCUUCUCCCUUCUCUCGGGCAUCUUCGUCUCCGUUGUCGGCUACUUUGUGCCGCCGGCUGUGGUUGGAGGCAUGAUUGCAACAGCUGGGUGUGGUGUCUUCCGGCUACUGUCACAGGAUACCUCGACGGCGCAGUGGAUUGGAUUCGAGAUUCUCGUAUCGGCGGGUUUUGGCAUGUCGAUUCAGCAAGGCUUCACUGCCGUCCAAGCCAUCCUCCCCCCUGACGAGAUCUCCAUCGGAACCGCGGCCGUUGUGGCAUCGCAGUCUUUGGGAGGUGCCAUCUUCAUCUCCGUCGGAAACACUCUGUUCCAGAAUCAUCUCUUGCAGGCUUCGGCGCAAAACAUGGUUCCGGGCGUCGACAUUCGUGCGGUUCUCGAGGUUGGAGCGACAACUUUCCGUACUACGGUCCCAGCCAGCGCGCUUCCAACGCUGCUUACCGUGUAUGACGAGGCUCUCCGGGUAGCGUUCACGGCAGCGGUUCCCCUGGCUGGCAUAUCGGCUAUUGCGGCUUGCUUCAUGGAAUGGAAGUCAGUUAAGGGAAAGAAAGCUGUGUAA
This is a messenger RNA of Colletotrichum spaethianum, 2505 nucleotides long. Its product is annotated as efflux pump roqT. The transcript is spliced from 4 exons. Gene Ontology annotation, biological process: transmembrane transport. The record is from RefSeq and is a predicted model, not a curated record. Gene Ontology annotation, molecular function: transmembrane transporter activity. Lineage: Eukaryota; Fungi; Ascomycota; Sordariomycetes; Glomerellales; Glomerellaceae. The coding region runs from base 1 to 2505 and encodes 834 amino acids.